Uranotaenia lowii is the source of this 720-nucleotide messenger RNA. RefSeq names its product signal peptidase complex subunit 3-like. The transcript has 2 exons. Gene Ontology annotation, cellular component: signal peptidase complex; membrane. The coding region runs from base 170 to 403 and encodes 77 amino acids. NCBI's taxonomy places the organism in Eukaryota, Metazoa, Arthropoda, Insecta, Diptera, Culicidae. The record is from RefSeq and is a predicted model, not a curated record.
AGAUGGGAGUGAUUCGAUUUUCAAUUAAAUAUUGCAGCAAAAACGUUCCGGACGUUCGAUCUUAAUACCAACCUGAAUACGGUAUUGAACUGGAGUGUGAAGCAGCUGUUCUUGUAUCUGACGGCCGAAUACCAGACGGAACAGAACGAGCUCAAUCAGGUGGGACAAAAUGAUCCUGCGAGGCAAAAAUGCCCUGCUGGACUUCAAGAACAUGAACACCAAGUACAUUCUUUUCUGGGACAAUGGCAAUGGUUUGAAAGGCCACCAGAAUGUGACGUUGACCCUUGCCUUGAAUAUCGUUCAAAUGGAGGACUGCUUCCGAAUUUAUUUGUUCACGGACAUUAGACGAUCAAGUUCUCGGAAACCUACAUGCCGUCGCCGGUUUUUAGAACUAAAAAAUUAACACAAAAAAACCUACAAGAGCUUAUCGAAGAUUAUAAAAGAGCUAAAAAAAACGAAUCGAUAAUAAAACAAGCCAUCAAAGGAUUCGUUUUCAGCCGAACUGUAGCUGACGAUGCAGCAUUUCCAUUCAUCCCAUUCUAAUUGUUUUGUUUUCUGUUUUCAAAUUGGAGCAAACAUCAAUCAUCAAUGAAAACACCAAACUUCAGGAACAUCUGGUCGAAAUGACCCCUAGAACCGUGUGCACUUCUUUCUUAGUUCUUCAGAUAUGUAUGUUUAGAUAAAAGUAAAAAAAUCGAAAUAAAAUAAAAUUUGAAAUCA